Magallana angulata is the source of this 1389-nucleotide messenger RNA. RefSeq lists its product as uncharacterized. The coding region runs from base 23 to 961 and encodes 312 amino acids. The record is from RefSeq and is a predicted model, not a curated record. The transcript is spliced from 6 exons. NCBI's taxonomy places the organism in Eukaryota, Metazoa, Mollusca, Bivalvia, Ostreida, Ostreidae.
GUACUUUCUGUUCUGUCAUUCUAUGUGUCUCCUUGGUGUCCUGUCCAUGUGGUCCAGUAUGUUAGAGGUAUCAGAGGCGUAUGAAAAUGUUGCCUUACACAAACCCGCAUUUCAAUUGCAUCCGUAUGACAAAAAUAAUAAAACAUUCGACGCAACUAAUGCAGUAGAUGGACUAAAGUCUGACUUAUCUUGGACGGGAGGUCAAUGUGCUGUAUCAGCUCUUGAAAAAGAAAUCGCCGCCUGGUGGGUAAACCUUGGCAGACUUCACAUCAUCCACCACAUCACCCUGUAUUUCAAGACAAAAAAUGCCAUUUGGGAUAACACAAACAACGCUACAUCCACCUUUCUAGGAUUUUCACUCUAUGUUUCCAACACAACAGAUAGAUUGCAAGGAAAAUUAUGUUUCAAGGAUAAUUACUUUAACAGAAGCACUAUUCCUGCAGUGUUUAGCACAAUAUGUUAUGUACAAGGACAAUAUGUCAUCUACUACAACGAGAGAUUGAAAGGGGUUACCUAUCCUAGCGAUUAUAAUUCAGAUGCUGAAAAUGAUUUAUGUGAAGUCGAGGUGUAUGGUUGUCCGGUACAAACGACUCAUUGCGAUGUGUUUGACGCAGUUGAAUGUGUCUGUCUGGCCUGUAAACCUGGUUACCAUGGUGACACGUGUAAAGGAGCAUCCUCAACUGAUGUCGAAGUUAAAAGCCAGACACCUGUACUGCAAGGUCUAAUCGGUGGUCUCAGUGUCUCGAUUUUGAUCAUAGUUGUACUUAUUCUCCAUAUUGUACAGACAAGAGUUUCAAUGAGAAGGAACCAUCAAAUAUUGAAUGCAAUAGAAUUAAGAAAUGGCGCCAACUCAACGAACUCAUCUGUUACUGGAAGCAAUUAUACUGGGAAUAGUUACACUGAGUUCGGAUGGUCCAGGGAGACUGACCAGUAUUAUACGGAGAUGACAGGUGUAGUUUAGAACUUAUUCUUUAACACAAUCGAAAGUUUUUCAAGUCAUUUGCCCUUAGAAAAAUUGAAAAUGGAAGGAAAUUGAAGAAUAAUGAUAAUUUCAGCAAAUAUACAAAAAAGUCAUGUAUUUUUGAAAUUGAUUUGGAGGUUUUUGAUUAAUCAAUCAAAUAUUUAUGAUAUUUUAGAAAGAUUAUAUUGUACACAACUUUCUUGCAACGGAUAACAACUGAUAUUUGUGAUUUAUGUAAAAAAAAAAAAAUACUGAUCAACUAGAAUUUUAAUUGAUGUUUUGUUCAUGUUGAUAAUGUAUAUAACUGUUCUGUAUUUUGAAAAUAACGAAUAAUGUCAUAGUACUAAUUUUUUUUUUAUUACAGUAACCAAUUAAUAAUGUAUGUCAAAAAAGAUGUUUGAAUAUUUGCUUUCAUAAAAAAGGAUAAU